Messenger RNA from Sorex fumeus (smoky shrew), 1421 nucleotides. It is a transcript of the gene APEX1, whose product is annotated as apurinic/apyrimidinic endodeoxyribonuclease 1. Lineage: Eukaryota; Metazoa; Chordata; Mammalia; Eulipotyphla; Soricidae. The transcript is spliced from 5 exons. Gene Ontology annotation, biological process: base-excision repair. Gene Ontology annotation, molecular function: endonuclease activity; phosphoric diester hydrolase activity; DNA-(apurinic or apyrimidinic site) endonuclease activity. The record is from RefSeq and is a predicted model, not a curated record. The coding region runs from base 165 to 1121 and encodes 318 amino acids. Gene Ontology annotation, cellular component: nucleus.
GCUCACGUGACCACGCGAGUUACCCACGUGCAGACACAGCGUGCUCGAUUCUUUGUGCUUGGGUAAAAGGAGGAGCCAGGCUUGGGACCUGAGCAGACAACGCGUUAAGAAAACUGUUUCGGUGGGCGACGUGGAAUAGGUGCCGAAGGGCGUUAAUUACCGCGAUGCCGAAACGAGGGAAAAAGGGAGCGGUGGCAGAAGAUGGAGACGAACCCAAGACUGAGCCAGAGGCCAAGAAGAGUAAGGCGGGAGCAAAGAAAAAUGAAAAAGAGGCAGCAGGAGAAGGACCAGCCCUUUAUGAGGACCCGCCAGAUCAGAAAACCUCACCCAGUGGCAAAUCAGCCUCGGUCAAGAUCUGCUCCUGGAAUGUGGAUGGGCUUCGAGCCUGGAUUAAGAAGAAGGGUUUAGAUUGGGUCAAGGAAGAAGCACCCGAUAUUCUGUGCCUCCAAGAAACCAAAUGUUCAGAGAACAAACUACCAGCUGAACUUCAGGAGCUACCUGAACUAUCACAUCAGUACUGGGCAGCCCCAACAGACAAGGAAGGGUACAGUGGCGUGGGCCUACUCUGUCGCCAGUGCCCAAUCAAAGUCUCUUAUGGCAUUGGUGAGGAAGAACAUGAUCAGGAGGGCCGAGUGAUCGUGGCUGAAUUUGAGGCGUUUGUGCUGGUAACCGCCUAUGUACCGAAUGCAGGCCGUGGUCUGGUGCGCCUAGAGUACCGACAGCGCUGGGAUGAAGCUUUUCGCAAGUUCCUGAAAGGCUUGGCUUCCCACAAGCCCCUUGUGCUAUGUGGGGACCUCAAUGUGGCUCACGAAGAAAUUGACCUUCGCAACCCCAAAGGAAACAAAAAGAAUGCUGGCUUCACACCCCAAGAACGUGAAGGCUUUGGAGAGCUCCUGCAGGCGGUGCCUCUGGCUGACAGCUUCCGUCACCUCUACCCUGACAAGGCUUAUGCUUACACCUUUUGGACUUACAUGAUGAAUGCUCGGUCCAAAAACGUUGGUUGGCGUCUUGACUACUUCCUGUUGUCUCAUUCUUUGUUACCUGCCUUGUGUGACAGCAAGAUUCGUUCCAAGGCUAUGGGCAGUGACCACUGCCCUAUUACCCUCUACCUAGCACUGUGAUGCCUACCCUAAACCACUUUGACCCUGAGAAAUAUGCUUGUAUCCACACCACACCUCUUAGCUUUAAAUUUAUUCCCAAAUUGCUUUACUGCUUUCUAAAGAAAUCUGCAUUGUAUUUCCCUUAUAAAAAUGUGAACCUUUGAACCAGGCUUCUAGUGACAGACAAGUUAAUCCUUUAAUUCAAGGGUGUUUUUUUAUUUUAAUUUUUUGGUAUUUUGAGGGUUUGUUUAUUAAACAUUGCACCAAAAGCUACUUCUUCCUUUGAACUAUUCUCGUGAAAAUAAAAGAGCCAUAGUUUCA